Messenger RNA from Saccoglossus kowalevskii, 3188 nucleotides. RefSeq names its product glutamyl aminopeptidase-like. The record is from RefSeq and is a predicted model, not a curated record. Gene Ontology annotation, molecular function: peptide binding; metalloaminopeptidase activity; zinc ion binding. Gene Ontology annotation, cellular component: membrane; cytoplasm. NCBI's taxonomy places the organism in Eukaryota, Metazoa, Hemichordata, Enteropneusta, Harrimaniidae. Gene Ontology annotation, biological process: peptide catabolic process; proteolysis.
AUGAUUACCGGCGACGACUCUUACGAAGAAAUCAAAAAGCCUAAAAGCGGCUACUUUAUCAGUAAGAAAGUUUUAGCAGUUAUCCUCCUUGUGUUCUCUGCGGUACUUAUUGGCGCAGUGCUUCUUGCUUAUUAUGUGCCGUCCUGUGAGAAAACUGUUACCGUAGUGCCUACGGCUGAGCCGGUCAAGAUGCCAGUAACAGAGAAACCCAAGGAGGAUGAUCGAGGUGUAUGGGACGGAAGUUUGCCAGAAACUCUUAAACCGUCUAAUUACAAAGUUACCAUCAAACCUUAUCUAGACGAAGAUGAUAAAGAAAAGCAGUUCACUUUCGACGGUAAGGUUGUGAUCACCUUCGAAACAUUGAAAUCCACCGAUGUCAUAAUCUUGCACAAACACAAGACGUUGACGAUCGAUGACAAAUCCAUUACCGUUACACAAAUCACCACAAAUCCACGUGCCAUCUCGAUCAAAGAAAUCAAAAUUACUGAGGUAUACGAGUUCUUUGAAAUCUACCUUGAGGAGGGUGGACUGACCAUGGGGGAGAAUUACACUAUUGAAAUCGAAUCGUUCAGCGGAACAUUGCACCAUAGUGACUUUCAAGGACUGUACCUGAGUAACUACACAGAAAACGGUAAUGAAACGAGACAUCUCGCUGCUACUCAGUUCGAAACAACCAAUACCCGCCGAGCAUUUCCGAGUUUUGACGAACCCGAUUUAAAAGCAUACUUCGAGAUGACAAUUAUCCACAAUAAUAAACGAGUUGCUCUAUGUAAUAUGCCAGUCAAGCAGACAUCCCUUUAUGAAGGCAGCGAAGACUGGAACAUCACUGAGUUCGAGAUAACAAAUGUGAUUAUGCCAACGUACUUGAUAGCGAUGGUAGUGGCUGAUUUCGAGAAAGUUGAGGACACAACAGACACUGGCGUUAAGAUGCGUGUUUGGGGUCGCCCGGAAGAUGUGGAUAGUUUACAUUAUGCCCUGAAAACAGGGAUGAAAAUGCUGACGUAUUUCGAGAACUUUUGGAAUAUCCCCUAUCCUUUGCCUAAAGAAGAUAUGGUAGCCGUACCCGAUUUUUAUUUUGGAGCGAUGGAGAAUUGGGGUUUGAUCAUAUACAGGGAAACGGCUCUGCUUUACGAUCCUAAUUACAAUUCAGAAUUUAGAAAACAUUCAGUUGCUGCAAUCAUCGCCCACGAACUCGCGCACAUGUGGUUUGGGAACCUUGUCACUCUGAAAUGGUGGGACCAUGUGUGGUUAAAUGAAGGAUUCGCUAGUUAUAACGAGUACCCUGCACUGGACGAUGCUGAACCAUCAUGGGAUGCCUCAAAUCAGUAUUUUCUUCGAAAUGAUUUGUAUCGAGCGUUUGACUAUGACGAUUCUUGGUCUUCGCAUCCAAUGGUGAGAACGGUGGGAUGGGACGACGAUAUAUGGUCUCAGUUUGAUAGGAUAGGGUAUCAAAAGGGUGCCAGUAUGAACAUGAUGAUGGAAACAUUUCUUGGUGCCGAUAUUUAUCAUACGGGGGUAUAUAAUUAUUUAAUAAAGUAUUCAUACGACAACGCGGAGACGACACAAUUGUUUGCAGAACUAACAGAGGCUGCGAAGGAGGAGGAUCUCAAUAUUGACGUAGAAGUACGUAUGAACCCAUGGGUUUUACAGAUGGGAUAUCCAGUCAUUACACUGACACGCACCAAUACAAGAGAUGUGUCAGCGGAACAGCAACGAUUUCUUAUGGAUCCAAAUGAGGAGCCGAAUGAUGAAUAUGAUACAGAUUAUGGAUAUAAAUGGUACGUGCCACUGACAUUUACGGAUCAGAGUGAAAUGGAAUUUGUAGAUCCCAAGAUAGAGUGGAUGGAAAUGGGGCCAGGCGCCAUUACACUGUCAUCGUCGGUGACGCAGAAUGACUGGUAUUUGGUGAAUAUCAAUCAGAGGUGUUAUUAUCGAGUACAAUACGAAGGUGAAAACUGGGAUAAAUUGGCAACAUAUUUAAAAGAUGAAGAUCACACGACGAUUCAUGUACGUAGCAGAUCAGCUAUUUUAGACGACGCUUUCAGUCUUGCACAUGCUUACCUGUUGGACCAAGUGUACUCAAUCAGACUGCUAGAAUAUUUGUACAAAGAGACAGAGUACUUACCGAUGAACACCGCCAUCAGCAGAAUUUGGUACACCCGUGAUAUGUUAAAAAGAACUUCUGCCUAUGGAUAUUUGGAGCAACAAAUGAAGCACGCUAUAAAUAAUAACUACUACGAACGUCUCUGGGAUUUUGACCACAGCGACCAUUUGGGAUAUUACAUACAAGUAGAUUCUAUCAACACGGCCUGCUAUUACGGGCACAGUGACUGUAUACAAGUUGCUACAGACCAGUACACGCAAUGGAUCAACAAUCCGACAAACGAUACAAUCAUUCACAUGAACGUGGCAGGUACGGUAUACUGCACGGCUAUAAAACAUGGCAGUGAUGAUUUAUGGUGGACGACGCAGCGUAUAUACAAAAACAAUAUUGUACCGGAGGAGAAUGGUAAUCUACGGAACGCGUUAGCGUGCAGCAGUAAUCCAUCAACAGUUCAAAGUUAUAUGGAAGCUGCUCUGGAAAGAAAUGAGGCUAACUCUGUCAUCCAAAGCGUUCUAACUAACUCACCUGUGGGAUAUCAUUUAGCUUGGCAGUUUACAAUGGAGAAUUUCGAGGCUUUGAAGGAAGCACACGGCGAUUCAGCAUACAGUAUUGUAUGGUUAUUUGCAUCCUAUAUGAAUACAGAGUCAGAUCUGUCAAUGCUCAUGUCAUUCGGUGAGCAACAAUACGAUAUGCCUGGAACUGCAGCCAACAGCUUUUACAGUUCUGUCGAUAAGGUGAAACUCAAUAUUGCGUGGAUGCAGAAGAACUAUCACCCUGUGAACAACCAAUUAAAAUCUGCUUUUGAAAAUAUAGUCCAGUCUUGAUUACUGUAAUGCAACUGCGUGAAUGUCUAUUAUUACUUUACUAACAAGCUCUAGGAAUUAACAUUUCCUUAACCAAUGAAAUACUGGACUAGCUAAAUCUCUAGCUAGCAUCUGUAGAAAUUUUCACAAUAUAAACGUAUUAUUAAAGCGUGUUAAUGUGUGUCAUGUAUGAAUUAGACACAGAAUAUGACAUGUAUGGUUAUGUAAAUUAUAAAUGAUAUGUUGAAAAAAUUAUGAAUAAAUUGUAAUAUGAAAUUUAC